Molecule: messenger RNA, 444 nt
Organism: Haliotis rubra (blacklip abalone)
Lineage: Eukaryota; Metazoa; Mollusca; Gastropoda; Lepetellida; Haliotidae
Product: zinc finger protein 175-like
Exons: 1
Coding region: 1-444 (147 amino acids)
Biological process (GO): regulation of transcription by RNA polymerase II
Molecular function (GO): DNA-binding transcription factor activity; RNA polymerase II cis-regulatory region sequence-specific DNA binding
Source: RefSeq, a predicted model, not a curated record
AUGAAGAGAAACACCACCAGUCAUAAACCAGCAACCUUGACCUACAACUGUGAAGACUGCGGCAAACAGAUCAAGAGCAAGAGCAACUUUGUCCGUCACAUGAAGUUGCACAACGAGGGUAAGCAUCACAUCUGCUCCAAGUGCACCAAGGGCUUUGCACGCCAGGCUGAUCUGCGCAUGCAUGAGCGGCUGCAUACCGGUGAGCGUCCGUUCUUGUGUAACCUGUGUGGCAAGGGCUUCACCUCCAACUCUGCCCUCAGCCACCAUGUGAAGAUGCACAACCAGCCUGUGGUGUACAAGUACUCUUGCACUCAGUGUGAGGGCCUGUUUGCCUCCAGGAAGGAAUUCAAGGAUCAUGUAAAGAGCUGUACGCCAAAACAGAUGGAGAUUGUGUUUAUACAGGAGACUGAGACUGUGCCCAUUGAAACUAUAGAGUAUAUCUAG